Molecule: messenger RNA, 2581 nt
Organism: Phoenix dactylifera (date palm)
Lineage: Eukaryota; Viridiplantae; Streptophyta; Magnoliopsida; Arecales; Arecaceae
Product: Alpha/Beta hydrolase fold-containing protein
Biological process (GO): lipid catabolic process
Source: RefSeq, a predicted model, not a curated record
AAAAGGGAAAGCAAGGAUUACGAAAGGAACCUCUCUUGCGAUUUUUAGAAGCAAAAAAAAGAGAGAGAAAAAAACGAUAUACAUAAAUAUAUAAAUCCUCUCGCCGAUUCUUUCUUUCUUUCUUCUUCUUCUUCUUCUUCUUUUUCUUCUUCAGUAGAUCUCCUCAAUCCUUUGAGUGCCGCCGAAGUUGAUCUCAGAAUUUGGGAGAUUUGGUGGAUAAAGAUCUAUUUUUGCUCCUCUUGUCCGCUAAUUGUUAUGCUGAAAUGAUGGCUCGUAGAUCGCUUUGUACUGAUUCUUGAACAAGAUGGCGACGGCGACCAUGGCAACUGCAGCGGGUGCUGCUGCUCUUCUUUACUACACAUUGAGUCGGAGAUUACAGGCUGAACGGUCUCAAGAUGAUGGUGAAUGUGAAAAUGGUGGUGAUGGGUCCAAAUCUACUCUCCUCAAAAGGAAUCGGUUGUCUCAUAGGCCGGCACAGGCCCCUGCAACGUGGUUGGAGACUAUAUCAACCUUGUCAGAGACACUUAGGUUCACUUACUCUGAGACCUUGGGUAAAUGGCCUAUAGGAGAUCUGGCUUUUGGCAUCAGUUUUCUCUUAAAGAGGCAGGGAAGCUUACAUGUAGCUAGGAUAUAUGCUGGAAAGGAGAGUAUACAGCUUCAAGGAGCAUCAGUUAUUGCUGAACUAAAAUAUCUUUUAAAUUUGUUGACUCUUUGCUGGCAUUUUUCAAAAAAGCCAUUCCCAACAUUCUUGGAGGUCACUGGUUACUCUCAAGAAGAUGUUCUAUUCCAGGAGCCUAAAGCAGGAAUAUUGAAGCCAGCAUUUACAAUUUUAGUUGACAAAAGUACAAAAUGUAUUCUGCUGUUGAUUAGGGGAACCCAUAGCAUCAGAGAUACUUUGACAGCUGCAACUGGUGCAGUUGUACCAUUCCAUCAUACCGUUGUACAUCAAGGUGGUGUCAGUGAUGUAGUUUUAGGCUAUGCACACUGUGGAAUGGUUGCAGCUGCCCGGUGGAUUGCAAAACUUGCAACUCCUUGUCUUGCGCAAGCACUACAUGAAUAUCCUGAUUACAAACUAAAAAUUGUUGGGCACUCACUUGGUGGAGGCACAGCAGCCAUUUUAACAUAUGUUUUGCGGGAGCAGCAGGAGUUUGCCACCACUACUUGUGUUACAUUUGCUCCAGCUGCUUGUAUGACAUGGGAGUUGGCUGAGUCGGGCACACACUUUAUUACUUCAGUUAUUAAUGGUGCUGAUUUGGUGCCAACAUUUUCAGCUGCUUCAGUAGACGAUCUGCGAACUGAGGUGACAACAUCAGCUUGGCUGAACGACCUUCGAAGUCAAAUUGAGCAGACAAGAAUACUGAGUACGGUUUAUCGUUCUGCUACUGCCCUCGGGUCAAGACUUCCAUCAAUUGCCAGUGCUAGAGCAAGAGUAGCUGGGGCUGGUGCUAUCCUACGCCCAGUUUCUAGUGGAACACAGGUCGUGAUGAGGAGUGCUCGGCAUGUGGCUCAGGCUGCAUGGACUCGACAACCACUCCGCCUAUCAUCAUGGUCAUGUAUUGGGCCCCGUCGUCGCAACAAAUUGUCUGUCUCAGGUAUAAGAUUAGAAGAAAACGGCAGAGAAUCCUCCACUUCAACUGAAACUAUUGAACCUCUGGCGACAUUAACUGGGACCACCACUGUGGAAACCACAGAGGUCAUCACAUCCGAGGGUGUAGGAUGGACUUCAGAAAUUGAGUGCUCUCGUACCUGUGAAACAUCCCAUGCUGCUGAUGUGGAGGAUGAUGACAAUGACAGUGAUGGUGAAGAUCUCAUGGGUCAUGGUAGGAAGGAGGAAAGCAUGACUGAGGUUGAGCUGUGGCAACAACUUGAGAAUGAGUUGUACAGGCCAAGGGAGAACGGGGAAGCUGAAGUGGAGAAAGAAAUACAGGAGGAGGAGAUUGCUGCUGCUGCUGAGGUAGCUGAGAGCACAUCAAAUGGUGUGCUCCCUGAAACGAAGGAAGUUCAUAGGUUCUACCCUGCCGGAAAAAUCAUGCACAUAGUGACCAUCCUUCCGGACGAGACAGCAGACGAAGAUGUAAAUGCCGACCAUGAUGAUGAAAGCCCAGAACCAGAGCCUAAGAUUGGGAUUUUCUUGACACCAAGGUCAUUGUAUGGUAAAUUGAGACUCUCGCAGACAAUGAUCAACGACCAUUACAUGCCAAGUUACAAAAGGAAUAUCGAGCUUGUGAUCGACGAACUUGAGAAAGAAAUCUCUGUCGACGGAUCCCUUCAUGAUGAAGUUACUUUGUAGUAAAUGAAUUCAUUCAAGUGACUUGAGCUGGCUCUUGGCGAAUGCUACCUGUUGCUGCAGUGAACGGUACAGGCUGUAGGUUUCUGAACUUUUGUAUAGUGCUGAAGUAAUUUUUCUUCUAGUGUUUAUGAUUUUGAUUUCGUUUUGUAACCUCUGUUUUUCCACCUUUUCUUUCUUUCUUUCUUUCUUGUUUUUCCAUUUUGCUUCCAUUUUCUGUAACUUGUAUCCAAUUAAACACAGAAUAGAUAACUGAAAUUGAAGGAAAUGGAAUACGCAUUUGAUACAAGGCAA